CACCCCAGUCUAGCUAGCUAGCUCAAGUGCCUAAAUUCGCAGGAAUGAACCAUAAAAGUAAGAAGAGGAUCAAAGAGGCGAAGCGGAGCGCCAGACCUGAGCUGAAGGACUCUUCAGACUGGACGAAACAUGACUAUUGCGAGACUUUCGAUGUGUCACACCGCUCAGUGAAGGACAAUGUUGAGCGUGUGGACACCCUGCGUCUCAGCGCAGAGGAGUUCAUCCAGCGCUUCGAGAGGCCCUACAAACCUGUGGUGCUGCUCAACUGUCAGGACACCUGGCCCGCCCGCGAAAAGUGGACCAUGGAGCGCCUCAAACGUAAGUACCGCAACCAGAAGUUCAAGUGUGGUGAGGACAACGAUGGUUACUCUGUGAAGAUGAAGAUGAAGUACUACGUGGAGUACCUGGAGUCCACACAGGACGACAGCCCACUCUAUAUUUUCGACAGCAGCUACGGCGAGCACGCCAAGCGCCGUAAACUGCUGGAGGACUACCAGGUGCCAGUUUACUUUAGGGACGACCUCUUCCAGUUCGCCGGGGAGAAGCGCCGGCCUCCUUACAGAUGGUUUGUAAUGGGUCCUGCCCGCUCUGGCACUGGCAUCCACAUUGACCCGCUGGGUACGAGUGCCUGGAAUGCCCUGGUGCAGGGGCACAAGCGCUGGUGCUUGUUCCCCACCCACACGCCCCGGGAGCUGAUCAAGGUGACCCGGGACGACGGGGGCAACCAGCAGGACGAGGCCAUCACCUGGUUUAACGUGGUGUACCCACGCACCCAGCAGCCAACAUGGCCUGCUGAGUUCAGACCCCUGGAGAUUCUGCAGGGACCAGGGGAGACCGUGUUUGUUCCUGGAGGCUGGUGGCAUGUGGUUCUCAACAUGGACACCACCAUCGCUAUCACUCAGAACUUUGCCAGCACCACCAACUUCCCCAUCGUGUGGCAUAAAACUGUGCGGGGCCGGCCCAAACUAUCAAGGAAGUGGUAUCGUAUCCUGAAGCAGGAGAGGCCAGACAUGGCUACCCUGGCAGACAAAGUGGACCUCCAGGAAUCGACUGGCAUCGCCUCGGACAGCUCCAGUGACUCUUCCUCCUCCUCUUCCUCCAGCUCCUCUGACUCAGACUCAGAGGCUGAGUCGGGCUCGGAGGGGGACGCCAUGUCUCACAGGCGGAAGAAGAGGAAGACGUGCGGUAUGAUAUCCAACGGAGACAGCAGCACCAAGGACGACUGUGUCAGCAAAGAGCGCAGCUCCUCCCGGUGACCCCCUCGCUCUGCCCCGCCUCGCCAAAAGGCCACACCCAGGGGGACUUUUGCAUGAAGAGCAGCCAAUUUGUUUGUUUUCAUUGGUGUGUCUCCAAAGGAGAGUCUGGUGGCCCUCUGUCAGUCUGUUGGAUAGAUAAGAGGGUCAGCCUACUCCUAGGCUGUGAUAAAGGAGAUUCCCCCUGAGGCGUGGACCUGCUGGAGGUUUAUCUGCCACCGCUCAGCUUCUAGUCAAAUGUUAAUCUAUAUUGCUGUUGCUUGUGGGGUGUGGGAAGAGCAGUAUUUCAGUGCGAGGGAGGGGUGUUGACCUUUGGAGAGAGGUGGGCUGUUGCCUUGUUGUACACCAGGUACUGGGGAUGAGGCAGGGAGCCGGCUGGCCUGUCUCCUCUACAGUGCCAUGGUCUUAUGUUGCUCAGUGGGGAAAAGUUUUCUAUUCACAGUGAGAUGAUGGCUGGAUGGAUAGAUAAGUGUGCUUUGGAUUGACUUCACUUUGCAGUACAUGGGAUGCCAGUUGAGUUUUAUCAUGGCAGAGUUGACCAUCUUUAGAUAUUAAAGUGUACUGUGAGUUUUGUAAGUUGAUAAUGUAUGACAGGGUAAGGGUGGAGGGAAAUGCUGCUGCCUUAGUCUGCUAAAAAGCCACUGAUUUAUAUUUUUUAUUUAACAUUUAUGCUUUCAUCCUCUGGGCUUCUUUUGCUAGUAACAGUUGAACUGAUAUGCAUAUGUAUUGCAAUCAAAACAGUUCAUUCAGAAUCAGUUAAUUCAAUUAAAUGGUUAGCAAAUGAACAGUCCACAAUCCAGGCAAGACCAUUUAACAGAUCUAAAAAGCAAUGAAAAGAUUGCAUAGUGGCAUUUCUCUUUCAUAUCAGAUGUAUCUGCUGUUGACAUCUGUAGUGCAGACUAAUGCACACAUGUCUAGUGAAACAACAGCUUUUUCAAGACUUAGCCCAAGUCAUCCAGCAACAACUGUAAAGGCCAAGGGAUCCCCACCUGACUUAGAUUUAGCCGGUUCAGCUUGACAUUCAAAAGCUUUACCUUUUAGGAGGAAAUUGCCUAUACUACACUCCCUUAGCUCCAGGUUGGGUAAGAUGAAUCACUCUCAGGUGCCACAAAUGAAUGUUGGGCUAUCAACAACAAAAUUCCACCCAAGAAACAACAACAAUAUUGCCUGGUUAUGUAAUGUUUCUAUUACUUUAAUUAUUAUAUAUAUUUUUUUUAACCUUUAUUUAGCUAGGCAAGUCGGUUAAAAACAAACUCUUAUUUACAAUGACGGCCUACCCUGGCCAAACCCGGACGAUGCUGGGCCAAUUGUUCGCCGCCCUAUGGGACUCCCAAUCAUGGCCAGAUGUGAUACAGCCUGGAUACGAAUCAGGGACUGUAGUGAUGCCUCUUGCACUGAGAUGCAGUGCCUUAGACCGCUGCACCACUCGGGAUUAAUUUAAUUACAUAUGGGUUACUCACACAAUUUUCAAAUUUGUAUGAUAACAAUUGUUAUUGUCUCUCGUAAAAGUGAGCCCGUUGCUGCUAUAUUAAUCAACAUUUUAAGAUGAAUGAAAUCAAACUAUUCAAAUAAUUUGACAUUACACGGCUAUACUGUAGAUCAGGGGCGUCAAUUGAAAAAAAAUAUUCCGAUCUAAAUUGACAUGCCUAAAACCAAAUCGAAACUGCGUAGAAAUUAUAGUGGACAUAAUUUAUAGUCUCUAAACUCUGUCCAGCUUGUUAACAGUCAUUGACAUGAAAGCUAGACCGUUUGGGCACAUAGAAAAUUUGAUGGAUAGAGAACUAUUUUUUUGCCAAUUUUGCCAGCAAGGAAUAUAACCAAUACAAGUGGACCUCAGUGAAGACAGAAUGUGGCCCUUUGGGGCAAAAUGAGUAUAACACCCCUGUUGUAGGUGCUGGUUUCCCAGACCCAAAUCAUGCCUAUUCCUGGUCCAAAAAGCACUUUCAGAGAAGUCAAUCAUGGAUGCGUUUUAGUCCAAGAUUAGAAUUAACCUCUUUCCAGGAAAGGAGCCCUAGGUGUUUGAUCUUGUGUUCUCAUUCCGAGACCCCAUUUUAUAUUCUCCAUCACAUACAGAAGGGGGCACCAAUGCCAGAGUUCUCACACUAGCUUGGCACUAGUGUGUGGGGGUUACAGUCCAGAAGAUACAACAGUUGUGUUAAAAGUAGAAAUGAGGGCUGGCACAGGGAAAAGUUUAAACAUAUUGUAGGCCUUGUAGUUCCACAUCUUGAUCUUAUUUCUCUGUGUAGUACAGCUAAGGGGGUUUGUGAAAUGUUGCAAAUACAUUUUAUGUGAGGGGAUAGGUAGAUAUUUUGGACAGUCUAAAUUCAUGGUUCUUUCCAUGUGGCUUCUAGGUUAUGUGGCAUAUGCUGCUCUACAAUGAUUCAACUGCUUUGUAUUUCGUUAGUGUAAAUUCAAACAAAAGCAACUAGCUAAUACAUUACUGUUAUUCAGCAAAUACAAGUUAAUGGUUUGAAUGCAGAUUCUGCGUGUAUAACUUUGUUCUGUGGGGUUAACAUGGAGUCAAGUGAAUACUGUUUUUUUGUGCUUUAAAAAUGUGGCUUUGUCAUCUAAAAUGAUUGAAAGUACUUUGAAAUAUGUGAAUUGCUGUAUGUCUGUGCAGUAGGUGUUUUCCACUGUCUUUAGACAAAAGUGCCUAUAAGCACCAAUUGAUACUGUCAUUGGCCUGCAGAUGAGAGGUUGUGUUGCUACUUGUGGUCAAUGCGUCUGGUGUUUGCGCUGUUUUUAACCCAUUAGGUGCUCAUGUCAAGCAUUUAGCACUAUUACGGUCCCUGGGGUCGGUCACAUAGUGCCUUGGAUCCGAUGAGGGAAUGGUGAGAACCAGGAGCCUAUGUGGGUACAACUCAGUGGUCUAAUGUGGCUUCCUUUGGUCAACCUCUUCAGCCGCACUGAUCCAAAUCUCCAGGACUGGAAAAAGGAAGCCCUCUAUUAGGGUUCCGUCAAAUUGCUUUCACCUGUCCUGUCUGGCCAGAUCAGGGCUUUCACCUGUCCUGUCUGGCCAGAUCAGGGCUUUCACUUGUCCUGUCUGGCCAGAUCAGGGCUUCCACCUGUCCUGUCUGGCCAGAUCAGGGCUUUCACCUGUCCUGUCUGGCCAGAUCAGGGCUUUCACCUGUCCUUUCUGGCCAGAUCAGGGCUUUCACCUGUCCUGUCUGGCCAGAUCAGGGCUUUCACCUGUCCUGUCUGGACAGAUCAGGGCUUUUACCUGUCCUGUCUGGCCAGAUCAGGGCUUUCACCUGUCCUGUCUGGCCAGAUCAGGGCUUUUACCUGUCCUGUCGGGCCAGAUCAGGGCUUUCACCUGUCCUGUCUGGCCAGAUCAGGGCAGAUAAAGGAGAAUGGUGAGAGGAAGCCAUUUUAAGAUAUUUAGAUGUACACCCAGACAUACCUUGACGCUAACCAGAUCAAAGUUAAUAAAUGAUUGAUGAGUUAAUAAGUAAUUUUUUCAUGCA
Oncorhynchus mykiss (rainbow trout) is the source of this 4717-nucleotide messenger RNA. Its product is annotated as bifunctional arginine demethylase and lysyl-hydroxylase JMJD6. NCBI's taxonomy places the organism in Eukaryota, Metazoa, Chordata, Actinopteri, Salmoniformes, Salmonidae. Gene Ontology annotation, cellular component: nucleus; cytoplasm. The record is from RefSeq and is a predicted model, not a curated record. Gene Ontology annotation, molecular function: P-TEFb complex binding; histone H4R3 demethylase activity. Gene Ontology annotation, biological process: phagocytosis.